Messenger RNA from Uloborus diversus, 7361 nucleotides. RefSeq names its product protein RCC2 homolog. NCBI's taxonomy places the organism in Eukaryota, Metazoa, Arthropoda, Arachnida, Araneae, Uloboridae. The record is from RefSeq and is a predicted model, not a curated record.
AAAUUGGAAGGUUCAAAAACUGCUGGUACAUUGCUAUUUUGUGGGGGCACGAAUUGGGACUUAAUUGGGCGUAAAGAAUUGCCAAAAACUGCUAAAACAGCCACUGGAGUAAAUUUAUGGGGACCACACCGUUUAGCUUCCCUAAGUGGAAUCAGAAUUAGAUCGGUUUUUGCUGGAAGUUGUGCUGUUCAUAGUGUUAUUGUUACUGAUGCUGGUGUGGCUAUGACGUGGGGUCGCAACGAUAAAGGGCAGCUUGGGCAUUGUGAUACUCUUCGAAGAGACAUUCCUACUGUUGUUGAAACAUUAAAAGAUCACCAAAUAAUUUCUGCAUCAUGUGGUCGAGGACAUACAUUAUUCCUCUCAGAAAGAGGAAUUUGCUAUGCCUGUGGGGAUAACAAAAUGGGGCAAUGUGGUGUCGGGUCUCAAAAUACUACUAUCAAUAUUCCAACAAAGGUAUCCUUCAAGGGAAGAUCUAUCACUAAUGUUGCUUGUGGUGCAGAGUUCAGCAUAAUUGUUGAUGUUAAAGGAGGAAUGUAUUCAUUUGGUUUGCCUGAGUAUGGACAAUUAGGUAACAACUCUGAUGGAAGGUAUUUUGUGACUUCUAAUAAACUUUCUUAUCGAUGUGAAUUAGUACCUCGACGGAUUGUAGCCUUUAUAGAAAAGACCAGAGAAAACCAUGUGACUUUAGUUGAUAAUGUGCAGAUUAUUGAUGUGGCAUGUGGGCUCAAUCACAGUAUUGCCCUUGAUACGAAAAAAAGAGUCUUCAGUUGGGGAUUUGGAGGAUACGGCCGUUUGGGACAUGCUGAUCCGAAAGAUGAAAAAAUACCUCGUCUCAUAAAAUCUUUUGAUGGACCUAAUAGGGGCGUAAAGAAAAUUUUUGCUGGAGGUACUUAUAGCAUGGCUGUGUCAGAAUAUGAUGUUUUGUUUUUCUGGGGCCAGAACAAACGAGCAGGUGAAGCAACCAUGUAUCCCAAACCUGUCCAAGAUUUGACUGGCUGGCAUGUUAGAGAUGUUGGAUGCUCAAAUUGUAGUAUUGUGUGUGUUGCAGACAGUUCAGUGAUUUCAUGGGGUCCUAGCCCAACAUAUGGGGAGUUGGGUUAUGGAGAUAACCGGCCAAAAUCUAGUACCACACCUCAGGAAGUAAAGCCAUUAGAUGGCUUGUACAUACAUUCUGUUGCUUGUGGCCAUGGACAUACACUACUUAUUGCUCGUGAUGAAACAGAAGAAGAUAAAAACAAACUCAACCAAUUGCCUGAAUUUACUCCUUGAUAUUGUUUCUUACAAUCUUUUUUCAUGCAUUGUGGUGGGUAAAAUGUUUAUCAGUUUCUUAGGAUGUUUAGUUCGAACAUUUAUGUGAAUUCAUAUGGGGAGCGAAUGUUUUUAAAAAAAGUAGAUCCCUCAUUCAAGUCUAUGUAAUUUUAUCAGACACUGUCAUUUUCAUCUUAUUUAUUUUCACAAUAUUUCAAUUGAAUGGUUUAACCAUAAUAACUUGUAUAAAUGGUAAAAACCACUGAACUCAUUUGACUUUCAUAAAUGUAUAUAGAAAUUUUCUAAAUUUGGUGCAUUGUUCAUUGAAUGCCUAAGGAAGUACCUAGUAAUUUUUAUUUAAUGUAGUUUCUUUAUUUUAUAUUGUCUUACAAUUCUAUAUAUCGUCCCCUCAGAGCAACAGUAAAAUAUCUUAGUUUUAUUUCUGGGAUUAGAUAUCUUACUGUUGCUCUGAGGCAACGAUAUUUGUAUUUUGAAAGCAGCAGAAUAUUCAUUCAAUAUUUUUUUUUAAUUAUCACUCAAAAUUUACAAGAUAUUUUGAAUAAAUUUUUAUUUGUAAAAUAACUGAGUUUUGUAUUACUUUUUUUGAUUGAAUUCAAACACCUGUAUUCAAUGUGCUACUCUACCAUUAAAUCUUACAUUACGUUUUUGUUUGUUGAAAGCUUAAUGUUGAUUUUAAAUUGCUCAUAACUUUUAUUUAGUUUUCGUAACUUUUUCCUAUUAAAGUUGUGGUGCCUAGAACUUAAUAGUUCUUGUCUCUUUGGUGCUUUAUUAACCAAAACUUAAUUAUGUGUAUAUGUAAUAAAAUGAGUAAUGUAAUAUUGGAAUGUUUGUUUUUUGAUAAAGCUGAAAAAUAUUGAGACACUAUAAAUUAUAUUGCUUUUGUUUUGAAGGAAAAAAAAGUCCCAAUUUUAAACACAAGUUCAACAUCUUAUAGUUGUUUAAAAAUCGCCAAACUUAAGAAGGCAGUAGUUUUUUCAAUACUACUAAGAACUUAAGAUUUAACUUUUUUUUUUCUACCUCAUAUUGAGUAAAAGAAGGUUGAAGAAAGGAAAAUAUCUAUAACCUUUUUUCUAAUUUAUGCUUUUUUUUUCUGUCUCGAGUUUGAUGGGAAGCUUUUGAUUUAGCUGCACAAUGAAAUAAAGAUAAGUAAACGACCAUUUUAAAGAAAGAUUUACUUAUUUAAAACUAAACUCCAAAUAUAAAAUUUGUGUAGUAAGAUACAGCAUAUUCCCUUACAUAUUUUCUCCUAAAAAUUAUCAAAACAUUUAUGAGUUCAUCCGAGUAAUGUUCUGUCAAGAUUGUUUUUUAUGGGUAAAAGAGUUGUUUAAAAAAAUGUAAAAUUUUCUGAAAUUGCUAUUUGAUCAUCAAUGAUAACAUUUUUCUGCUUUUCUAAGAACAAGCUAAGUAGUUACAUUUCAAAACAAAAUAUAUAUGCAAAAAUGUGGUCUGCUCUUACUUGUACGUAGACACAAAUAAUAAGAUUAUAUGUGCGUGAGUCAUGCCAGACAACUUGGCUUUGAGCCUUUAUUGCAAAUAAUUAUUUUUAAUGUUCACUGGAUAUACUUUGAGUGAAGGUUUCUAACUAUUAAUUUUGCAAAUCAGAAACAAUAAAUAUAACACUCAAUGAAAGAAGUUCAUAACUUACAUUUAUUGCCAUCCAAAUGAAAAAAAAAAAAAAUACAUUACUAAGUAUUUAUUUGUGUGGGGGAGAGCUCCAUAGAUGUAACAUUGUGGAAUAUUUAUUUUAGUAAAAUAGUGUCCUUGAUGACUGCAAGAAAAAAAAAAUUUGCUGUCUUUCUCAAUUUAGUAAUUGCAAAUUGCCCAAUAUACUGUUGUCUUGCAAUUUUAUUUUAUGAAAUAUCAUCGUAAUUCUUCAGUGUGUUUAUUUUCCACUUAAUACACUUUUUCUUGAAAAAUAAAAAGUUUUUUUUAAAGGAUAAAGUGCUGUAUUCAAUCUUUUAACUUGACUUUCACCCCUGUUUAAAUGCAAUAUCUCCAGUAUAGUGUAACAAAUAAUCACUAUUGGAAUUCAAGAUAUUUCUGGUACACAUGUGCAAUAUACAUGUGUUCAAUUUUCUGGAAAUCAUGAUUUCAUUGUAUAGCUGGAGUCUCAAUCAAUAAUGAUUCUUCCACUGGUUCACCUACUGAAACCUUGCAACGACUUUUACUUCCUCUAAAUACAGUUGGCUCUCCGUUUAACGACGCUCUAUUUAAUGACUUUCUCUAUUUAACGAUGGCUUUUCACGGUCCAAGGUGGUCCACCUUAGUGUUUAAAGCAUUCUACUUAAGGACGAUUUUUUGUGGUCCCUUGAAAGUCGUUAAACGGAGAGCCAACUGUAAUCAAUCUGGGUCAUCUUUUCAGCACAACCUGAAAGCAAAGACAAACAAAAGCAAAUGUUUCUGCACUUUGAAGCAUUCUGCCUUUAUUGUUCAACAGUGAUUGAUGCUUCUGUAUAACUUACCUAAAUUAAAAUUGAAUGAUUUGAAACCUCAGCAAUAUUCUUCCCAGAAAAGAUAUCUUAUUUGUCCCUUGUAAUUCUAGUCUAUAGUUCAACCAGCCAGAAUUAAGUUAUUAGUAGGUGAGGUAUCUUGUUAUGAACUAUAGACUAAAGAAACUAUGAUCACUGAAUCAUAUGAAGGUUGUUCUCUGGGCUGAUUAUAAUUGUGUUGUACAGUCAAGUCCUGAUAAUCUGCAGUGGCAAGAUAACCGCUGAUAAGUAAAUUUUGCAGCUAAUUCACAAAAUGGAUUUGAAAAAAGGAAACUAGUGUGUACAAUACCUAAAAAAAAAAUAGCUAACACGAGUAUAUAAACUGUUGCUAAAAUAGGGCUUAUACACACACGUAAAUUGUGCAAACACAUGCCCGAAAGGUGUUGGGGAGGGGAUUUUUCUUAGUAAAAGCUGAUCUGUUAGCUUGUAAAGAGUGUCAAUGUAAAAAAAAAAAAAAAAAAAAACAGGUUUCAGUGUAUGGAUAUUAAAAUCAAGUUUUAACUAAUCUGGUUUCAAUGACAUUAGAAAAGAUGGAAAGAAAAAAAAAUGCUCUUGUUAAAUUGAAAUAAUGUAUUUUUCUACAUUCAAUAAGUUAUCAGUAUUAUUAUUAUUUUUAUUGUGAAAGUGCAAAAUCACAAAUAAUUAGGAGUUCCUCUAUACUGGGAGGACUGCAGGGACAAAAUCCACUGGAGCCCAGCACCCUUUGAAAAGGUGUAAACAAGAAUUGAGGGAGAGACUUGCAUGUCAGCAUUUUGCCGCAAGGCCUGGUUACUUUCUUGGCAACUUGGAAGAUAGCAAUAUUGAUAAAUCAAAAGAAGUCAGCUUGAAAUUCAUUAGGAUGUCCGUUUUGAUGUGGAACAUUUUAAGUAAAAAUAAAUGCCCAUAACAUGUUUUAUAUGCCUAUUUAGUGAGCUUCUUAUCUCUUAGGAAAUCUCUUCAAAUUGAGAAAUAUUUCAUGUAGCUUUAAUUUUAUCAAAUUUUCUAAGGUUUUAUGUAUUUUUCUGUUACAAUAUAUUUCAUGUAAAUAUUGCUGUAAAAAAAUCUGUUUCACUUUUCAUGCAUACAUAUCAAUGCUAACAAAAACUAGGCCAUACUUUUUUUUUUAUUUCUCAUGUUCUACUUUUGAAAUAGUUUAUGAAACGUACAAAUAAAUCUUAAUACUUGUGAGUGAUUAAAAAGUUAUUGCUUUGAAACCUGUAACAGGUCUUUUGCAUACAACAAUGACUAUCUAUUUCAAAAUUUAGAUCAACGAAGACAGAAUACAAUUUCAUUAAAUGUAUGAAAUAUUUUUGAAAACUAGAACGGAUGACCUCAUUGUUCAUAACUAACAUCUUUCAAUUGUAGAAAAAAAGGGAAAAGCUUCUUGUAAAGAAGUACUUUUGAAAGGUUUUGUAAGAUUUAUAUAUGUUUUUAUUGUGUAAAUGUUGACUGCAAUUAAUGCCUUUGCAGCGAUGUGAGUGUUCCGUUAAAAAAGUAAAACUUCCUUUUACUUAAAUGAACUCUGAAUUGAAUAUGAUAGAUUUAUUGCAACUGAUGACAGAAUAGUAAUAUGUUAUGUGAUAGUUUCUUAAAAACGCAUUUGGUACUAAGAAAUGACACUUGUACAUGUGUGUCGGGAUAGUAUGCAAUGUAAAUUUUGAAUGUUUGAAAAGAUUGUGGUUCUCAACUGGUGGAAUGCCCCAGUCAGUUUCAAUAAAAUUUGAUGGUAUCAAAUACUUUUUAGUGUUGAGAAACAUUUUAACUUCUUUAAGCUUUUCCGAAAAUGGGGUUUUCAAGUUAAACUUACCUAGAGAGCAAAUCUAGAAACAAGCUUAUGUUGAAGUUGAUUUGCAGCUGUAUUUGACAAAACUGGAGCCAAAUACAUUUCUGGUUAAUAAAAAAUUUCAUGUAAUUUCCAUUAAAAUAAAAUUUGUUUUCAGUUCAAAUUACCUACAUUUAAUUAAACUUUAAACUAAUAUUACACAUUUUGACAAUACUUUUUUUUUUUUUUUGUGGCGCCCAUAGUUAGUCGUGAACAAAUAGGGGUGCAUGGCUUCUUAAAGGUUGAGAACCCUUGAACUAGAAAAAAUUUAAAAGAAUGGUUUUAAACUGUUUUCAUCUUGGUGCUUGAGUAGAAAAUUGAAAUAUUGGUUUUUGCUCAAAUUUUAAGAAAAAUAGGUUUUUAAAAUUUUCUUGUUAGCUUUAGUUUGAUGUUGUAAGCCAGUCAGAUGCUUUGAAAGUGUUUAACCACUUAAAAUGAGAAUUACAGUAUAUGAUUUAACAAUUUCCUCAAUUUCAUGAUACAUUUCACUGGUCCAGAUUUGACUGUAAUGAAUGUCUAUGCUCCUUGAUUAAAUGAUAUCCUUGAUUUAACGAUAACUUUUUCCAGUCCCUUGACAAUCGUUAAAUUGAGGUGUGGCCCCACUAAAUUUCGCUUACGCUUAUAGGCCGUGACCAUGGCAACAAAAAAAGCGCUACAGGGAAACCCUAUUCUCCAUGUCACUGACUGGAGGUUGCAUAAGAUGGGUUCAGCGCCUUUUGCGGUCAAAAUCGGGGACGUCCAAUCAAAAAUAAACCAACUUUGAAACUUGUCAUUGAUUGGUGUAUGCACAGGAUUCCGUUCAAUUUCAAGAAUAGAUCACAGUUGCAUCAGUUUAACACAGAGAAGUCAUAAAUAGUGGAGGCCUGAAAGCGUUGCGCCAUCUUGUGAGGCCAUGAUCGAGGUUUAUACUGUAGUUUUCAAUAAGAAGUUUUGUAAAUGGUGUGAAAUUAUUUAUUUUUCCUCUCAUUUAGUCUAAGUGUAAAUAUUGACUUAAUUUUCAACUUCAAACGCCUUAUGAUAUGACGUUCAGGGAUGUAACUUGCUAAUGUAUGAAUAGGCUGAGUGAAAACGGAACUUGGCUGGCCUUCACAACCACAACUACCUGUACUACAAUGUUAAACAUUUAUUAAAAGCUGGAGAUUGUAUGAAGAUAGAAUUGUCACACUGCAUGAAUGCAUUUAAUUUUAUUUCUGUAGGAACUUUCAUCACCUUUAUUUUCAUUUUAGGUAUUUGAGGGUGUGUUUCAUUUCUGAAUGAGUUGUCAUAUACUUCCAUUAAAGUUUUAGUAACCAUUUAACAUUCCAUUUUCAAAUAGUUUUUUCAUUUAUAAUAAAAACCCUGCUUUAUUAAAUUAGUUAUUUAUUUUAUUCGCAGAUUUUAACUUUAAAUCACAAAAGCACCUUUUUUAAAUUUCAAAUAUGACUUGAAAACUUAAUAACAAUUUCAACCAAAGUACAAACUGAUGUACCAUUAACGAUCUUGUAUUCAUUCACAUAUUCACAUAGUAAAUUUUCAGUACUGCAUAAAAUUUACUAUGUGCUUACUUGUCUUUUAAUGUGAUUUAUAAAUGAUGGAAGAUAAAGAUUUCAUAUAAAAUGUUCCUCAGAUUAUUCCUGAACAAUUCUUAAGUAAUGUGACCUUCAUUUUCUAUGAUACAUGUCAAUAUUACUAUUAAUAGUAUUUCUAAUAUGGGUAUAAUGCGCACAUGUGUUAAUUAUUUUCUUUUCAUGAUUUACAAAAUUGGCACUUUUAAUUUUUUUGACUUUGAUUUGUAAUUUGUUUAUGUUUGAAAUAAAGUGAGA